Messenger RNA from Theileria annulata, 900 nucleotides. RefSeq lists its product as uncharacterized. Lineage: Eukaryota; Apicomplexa; Aconoidasida; Piroplasmida; Theileriidae. The transcript has 2 exons. The record is from RefSeq and is a predicted model, not a curated record. Bases 1 to 900 code for a protein of 299 amino acids.
AUGUUGGUAGUCUUGAUAGCCACAAUAUUUUCACCGGUCAUUGUUGCCAUCCUAAGGAAGACUGCACCCCAAAGUGGUAUUUGGAGUCAUUAUCAGUCACCAAUGUGCCUUUGGGGACCUGAUGAACCAAACUUUGAAACUCCUAAGAAGUGGACAAACUCUGGUCAACCUGCUAGUAAUCCUGCUGAUAGUCAGGAUGCUUCCUUCUGGCACGCAUUUGAUCUUCUUAUCGUUAUUAAAGUCACUCUAGAUGUCAUUUUUGUAUACUCACGUCAAUUUUUCACUGAUCUCUACGACACCAAAGGUAAUCCCGCCAAUGACCCUAAUGCUGUCACUCUCAGUGGCGGUGCUAGUUUUAAUGCUAAGGCUGCCAUCACAAUCAAAGGUACUAAUUUUUCAGCGCUCAGUGGUGAAGUUAUCAUCACGAUGUCCAGUGGAAACAUCAACAAGUUAUAUGGUGGUGAUCUCCAAAUCGAAACUCCUCUCAAUCAGGAUACUGUUCUAAAACUUAAUGCCAACGGCACUCUAAGUGGUGGUACUGUUAGAGAUAAUCCUAAUGUUACUCUUAAAGGUACAAUAGUGGUCACCUCAAAUGAUCAAGCUCUUGGCCAAAGUCUCAACUUCGGCGGCGGCGGUGGUGUAACUGGAACCCUAAAUCUCGAUGAUGGCACUGGUGAAGGUAGCACUAAGCAUGUCAAAAUCACUACCGGUUCUAAUACAAUCACAAUACCUGAAGGUGCCUAUACUAAGACUGCUACUACUCUUAAGAUUGGUAAUCCCGAUGCUCUGAGUACUCCUCGUAAUCCUGAUAAUGCUACGGGAGAUGCUAAAGAAGCUAAACUCGCUAAUGAAACGAGUUUUACUAAGUACUGGCAAUUACUUCCUCCUAAUAACAUUUAA